Molecule: messenger RNA, 1124 nt
Organism: Prorocentrum cordatum
Lineage: Eukaryota; Dinophyceae; Prorocentrales; Prorocentraceae
Source: the annotation of a GenBank genome assembly
AGGAGAUGGUGAUGGGCCUCAGGAGGAGUCGGGAACUGCGGCACGUGAUGCGGCAGAUGCAGGGCAUGACGAAGGUCUACACCUCCGUCGCGAGGCCCUCGGUCGCUGGCACCGACGAGCCCAGAUCGCCCCUGCACCGCCGGGCGGACCGCAUGCUGGGGGACGGGUCGACGGAGCAGCCGGGCCGCGAGGUGGCCCAGCGAGUGCACGCAGCAACUGUACCACGGCAGGCUUCCGAGGCGCACGGGCUCAAGGAGGCGCGCAGGCGCGAGCUGCGGCAGUUCCACAGCAUCUCCGAGGGCGCCGACAGGGAGUCCAAGGACAUGGACUUCGACGCGUUCGUAGAAUUCUUUAGGGAAGCCGGGUUGCUGCUGGAGUACGGCGCGGGCCACAAUGUGACGGGGGGCAACAAAGGAGAUCUGCUCCACGACGUGGUCCAAGGCUCCCUCCUUGGGGCGGAGGCGCCUUCGGGCUACGGGCUGCAGUGGCCGUCCUCCGCGGACUCCGAGCUGACGGCGGUUUUCGGCGGACAGAAGGAGGACGGUCGCGUCAGCGCGCUGGAGACGACUCCGCCCGUGUCGCGCCUCGGGUUCAGGGACAGGGAGGACACGCCCUCGGAGUUUUCCGAUUGGAGCGAGCGGGGCGACGGCGGCGAGCGGGGGCCGUCGCGCAUCGGCGCCAUGGCGCGUGCGGGCGCCCUACAGGAGCGCCCCCACAGCGUCGCGGAGGCGCCCGGAGCGGCCGCGGCGGCGCAGCGCGCGAGCGGCCCAGCGAGGCCGCGGAGCGCCGCCCUGGAGCGCUCAGGCGGCGUAUCCAAGCGCCCCGGCAGCGUCCUGGAGCGGCCCGAGAGCGCCAGGAUGGGCUCUCAGGCGUCGCGCCUGGACACGGACGAGAGGAGGAUCGGCGGCGCCGCGAUCAUGGCCGAGAAGGCCGCGUUGGCCCUCGGCCGGAUGGACGUCAAGCGCGGCCCGCCGGUGCCCCCGCCGGCCCGGCCGCGCGACCUCUGAGUGUUUUUUUGUUUGCUGUGUUUCUUUGUGUUGGGGUGCGCGCGACGGCGCCUCCCUCGCGGGCGGCGCGGGAGAGACGCGCGCUCCCGUGCGCGGGGACGGGAGGGAAGGAGAGCA